Antrostomus carolinensis (chuck-will's-widow) is the source of this 1362-nucleotide messenger RNA. It is a transcript of the gene ACADSB, whose product is annotated as acyl-CoA dehydrogenase short/branched chain. Bases 1 to 1281 code for a protein of 426 amino acids. The transcript has 10 exons. Gene Ontology annotation, cellular component: mitochondrion. The record is from RefSeq and is a predicted model, not a curated record. Gene Ontology annotation, molecular function: acyl-CoA dehydrogenase activity; flavin adenine dinucleotide binding. Lineage: Eukaryota; Metazoa; Chordata; Aves; Caprimulgiformes; Caprimulgidae.
AUGUUCUGUAUUUAUUGUCAACAGCUGAAAAGAAAUUUGCCAGCAUGCUUGCCUCCUUGGAGGGCUUCUCCAUGUGUCUUUAGAUCCUCCAAAUCAGAACUUCUGCCAAAUCUAGCCAGUGAUGGAGUUGUCUGUGCUCCACUUCAAACAUUCACUGAAGAGGAGACGAUGCUGAAAAAUAUGGUGACAAAAUUUGCUCAGGAACGAGUUGCACCUUUGGUGCAAAAAAUGGAUGAGAAUUCGAAAAUGGAAGACUCUGUAAUACAGGGAUUGUUUGAACAAGGGCUGAUGAGUAUUGAGCUUGGGGAAGAAUAUGGAGGAACUGGAGCUUCAUUUUUUUCAACCAUAUUGGUGGUAGAAGAAUUGGCCAAAGUUGAUCCAGCUGUAGCUCUUCUAUGUGAACUCCAAAAUACACUAACAAAUAAGUUGUUUACUACCUAUGGAACAGAAGAACAAAAGAGAACUUACUUGCCCAGGGUGGCUAAAGAUACAAUAGGCAGUUUCUGUCUUUCAGAAGCUGGAUCUGGCAGCGAUGCUUUUUCUUUGAAGACUCGGGCUGAGAAGAAAGGAGACUACUAUAUUAUCAAUGGCUCAAAGAUGUGGAUUAGCUUAGCAGAACAUGCAGGAGUUUUCUUUGUGAUGGCAAAUACAGACCCAUCCUUAGGAUACAGGGGAAUCACAUGCUUCCUAGUAGAUCGCAACACAGAGGGACUACAUGUAGGGAAGAAGGAGGACAAGCUUGGAAUCAGAGCGUCUUCUACCUGCCCAGUAACAUUUGAAAACGUUAAGGUUCCUGAGACCAAUAUCCUGGGCCAGGUUGGACAAGGCUAUAAGUAUGCAAUUGGAAUGCUAAAUACUGGCAGAAUAGGUAUUGCUGCACAGAUGUUAGGACUGGCGCAGGGGUGUUUUGACCAUACGAUUCCCUAUACAAAGGAGAGAAUCCAGUUUGGGAAAAGCAUAUUUGAUUUCCAGGGGAUGCAACACCAGAUAGCUCAGGUGGCCACGCAGCUGGAGGCGGCGAGGUUGCUGACCUACAACGCAGCUCGUCUCGUGGAAACAGGAAGGCCCUUCAUCAAAGAGGCGAGCAUGGCCAAGUACUACGCUGCCGAGGUUGCAACACUGACAACGAGUAAAUGUAUUGAAUGGAUGGGUGGUGUUGGAUUCACAAAAAGUUAUCCCAUAGAAAAGUACUAUCGUGACUGCAAGAUAGGUACAAUAUAUGAAGGAACUUCAAAUAUCCAGUUGAGCACCAUUGCAAAAAGCUUAGCACAAGAGUACUGAAACCAUAAGGACUUCUUGACUGUUAACAGAAAUUAUUUCACUGAACACUCAUUAUGAAUUACACUUUUAUUUGUAAUUAUA